Molecule: messenger RNA, 411 nt
Organism: Cylicostephanus goldi
Lineage: Eukaryota; Metazoa; Nematoda; Chromadorea; Rhabditida; Strongylidae
Source: the annotation of a GenBank genome assembly
GUGUUUGGUAAGGAAGGUGACUUCAUCACUGCACCGGAGCUUACCCAACUUUUUGGCGAGCUUAUAGGUGUUUGGUGCUAUCAUGAGCUAGCCAAUACUGGGCAUACAGGUCCUUGGCAACUUGUCGAGUGUGGUCCUGGAACUGGUCAACUUAUGAAUGAUCUUUUAUCCGUCAUGGAAAACUUUCAAAUUAUGUGGCAUAUUGGAUUGCAGGAGAAGAAUCUUUCUGUCCACCUGGUUGAAACUUCCGAUGCACUGAUCAAAAAACAGGAGGAGUUCUUAUGCGAUAGGCCAUCAUCCUCGGCUUCGAAUGGAAAAGAGCCGCACGUGAAAAGCAACACUACGAAAUCCGGGUUCCCUAUAUUCUGGUAUAAAACUAUCGAGGAUGUGCCGGAAACUGUAGGUGUGUAA